Vanessa atalanta (red admiral) is the source of this 3155-nucleotide messenger RNA. RefSeq lists its product as uncharacterized. The transcript has a single exon. The record is from RefSeq and is a predicted model, not a curated record. Lineage: Eukaryota; Metazoa; Arthropoda; Insecta; Lepidoptera; Nymphalidae. Bases 345 to 1646 code for a protein of 433 amino acids.
UGUCAUGAUCAGUAGUGUCAACUAUUUGGAAUUCUUAAUUAUUCAUGAAUUUGUUGUGAAGAGGAGGGAUGUGACAUCGUAAAAGGCAUAGCAAGGUGCAAGUUCAGUAAUUAAUUAUGUAGAUUAUCAAAGCUAUUGUUCGAAGAUCGAGAAACAUAAAAAGUGUUCGUUUAUUCUCACGGAGCACGAAGAAAGUUCGUGCUUAAUGUGAAAGGUAUUUGUUGAUAAGACUGUGUCGCAUCAUGAGUGUUCGUGUUAUACAUUAAUAUUAUUACGUUGCAAAAGUUCCCACUCGUAAUACCGACGUCGUGUUAAUCUUGGAAAAAUAAAGGCUGUUGACACGGAUGUCGCGUUUAAAAUCAAGUGACACCAUGCCCAAGAUCGGGCAUGUGACGGAUCUACGUGAACAGUGGCUGGUCCGGACCGAUGGAGCAUUAGCUCAUCAUCUACAAGAUCGAGAAAUCUCUUCGCAUCUUUGCGAAAAUAGGUAUCGUAAUCAGCAAAUUCGGGAGGAUUUUCCCGUUGCGUUAAAUGAACAAAGAGAUAUAGAGCAUGAGGUACGAUUACGUGAGUUGGCACGACGUCGCCAGGCAGAUAUAGAUUUAGAAAUAGCGCGAGAAAUGGCCGAAAUUAACCUUCGCAGACAACAUCGUCCUCCUCCAAACUAUGACUCACAUCCACCAAGUCCCAAACCAAGCUCUUCUAAAGCUCCUGCGGCCGCGCCGUCGGAUAUCGAUCCUGAAGAAUUGGGACUUUCUGCAACCGAAAUUGAAGAAAUGAGGCGUAGAAUUGAACAGGAAGAGAGAGAUGCAAGGCUAGCAAGACAACUCAGUCAAGAAAAUCAAGGUCAAGAUGCAUUACUUUCUGAUAUGAAAUGUGCAGUUGAAGCACAGGAUGGGGAAUUGGCCAGGCUGCUUCAGGAGAGAGAGUAUAAAAAAUUACAAAGAGCAAAAGAAAAAGCAAAGCAAAAAGCACUGUUAAAAAAACAGCAGCGACUUGCCCAGCAGCAAGUUCCUCCAUCAGAACCACCUCAAACAACUCUUUGCGAUGCUUACAGCAAUCCAAGGGAUCUUAUAAGAGAGAAUGGGUUAAGACUAUGUAAGUCUGUGGAUUCAGACCUCAAUUAUGUUGAGCCUUUUGAAAAAGAACAUAUUCAAUCUAAAGAGAGUGCAUUGUUAUCCAAAGAAUUAUCUAAACAAUAUUAUAAACAGGAAGCUGGUACUUCAAACAGUAAUUUGAAUAUCUCUCACAAACAUUCAAAAUCAUUUGACUCAGAUACACCUAAUUUUUCUAAUUCUCAUAAAACUUCCCUUCAACACCGACAUCCUCCUCUUCCACCUUCAUCUGGCAAAAAACCAAGAUUCCCUGACCCAAUCAGCAUUAGGCCAGCUUCUCACUACCCAACAGACAAUAUUCUGUCAGGAAUCGAUAACCAUAAUACAUCUAUGCCAAACAGUCUCAGUGAAAACAACAAUUUGUAUACCUCAACAUAUCCCCCCGAUAAUACACCUCAGCAAAGCUAUGAAAGGCCUGAUCCUUCAAAGAGAUUGUCAGUCAUAUCAGAUAUAACAGCGGAAGACCUAGCAAAAAAAAAGAUUAAGCAGGCUGACAUGCAUAAGAAAAGACGAGGAUGCAAGAUACAAUAACACAUUAAUAGUCAGUGGGACAUGAAACAAUUAAUCACUCAUUUGGUAAUGUUACAGUUAUAAUUAAUAAAUUGAAUUGCCACUUUGAUGGCCACUUAUAAUACAUACAAAAAUUAGAGUAAAAGUUAAAAUUUAUUUAAUUAUCUCACAGAAUUGAUCUUUUUUAUUGGUUUAUAAAUUUUAAUGGUUAAUUUAUACAGUCAGUGAAAGUCUAUUUGUUGCAUUAGUAAUGGUUUCUUUCUUACAAUUGUCCAAGUUAUAAAUAUAAUUUUUUAUAUGGUAUGUAUCAGCUAAGUUUAUAAUGGAGCUGAUUAAUAAUAUUUUUUUUAGUUUAAUUAAUUAUAAGACUUUAUUUAUUCUUUAUUUAAUCUGUAGCAGUACCUGCAGAAAAGGAACCAAUGAGCCAUUUUUUUUAAUUAACGGGACAAAUGUGCCGUAUUAUUUUAUAAGAAUAAUAGUUUUUAAUUUUACAUUCCAAAUUUGUGAUUUCUCUCAUUUAAAUAUUUUUGAUCUCUAUAAUAUGCUGAUUGUACACAAACCAGGUGCUCUUUUUAAUCUUAAUUUUUAUAUGAUGAAGACUUUUGUACUCACUAUUUUUAUUCCAUUAAAAAUAUUACUUUUUUUAUUCAAGAAGAAUUUAAAAACUAGUAUUAUGAUUAUAAACAAAACAUGAUAAGAAUCUCCUAAAUUGGUAUUGAAUUAUUAUUUUAAAAUUGUUUUUUUUUUAUUCAUAGAUUCAAUUAAACUAAGAAGUUUAAUACUUUAUAACUUUUAUUAUUAGUACUUAAUUAUUGAAAUUUCUAUAAACUUAAGACUGAUUAAAAAUUACCUUUAUUGACAGAGUAUUAAAAGAAUAGUCUAUCUACAGUCUACACAUUACUUAUAUAUAUAUAUUUUUUUUCUAUCGAAAUAAUUCAAUUUGGUGGUGCUCUUGUAUUUUUUAAACUUCAAAAUGUUAAGUUCUAUACCAUAUUGCUCUCUCGAAUUUAUUAUUAAUAAUAUGAGAAAAAUAACAUAGUAUGUAAGUUUUUUAUUAAUUACAUAUUAAAUGUGAAAUGAAUGUUUUAUUAGAAAAGAAUAUUUCUUAAAUAACUCUUUAAUCUCGAUGACUACAACAAGAACAAAGACUACUAGGAAUAGAUGUAAUAAUACUGAAAUAUAUAUUAUAACUAACCACAUUCAUAGCAAAAUUGUCAUUGCAUAUAAAUACAUAAUCUCUAUUAGUCACGGAAUAUGUAAUACAUUCUGUGAAUACAGUGUUUCCUAUUAUUAUACCACAAUUCCAAUGUUCAUAAGUAUCAAUUUUAGUAUGCUAUAUGUGUACCUAAAUAUAUAUAUUUAAAUCAUACUAGAUAAAUUAUUUACUCUGGAAUCAAGACGUUAGUUGAAAUCAUUUAGACAUAUCAUAUGUAAAACUUUCAUUUUACAAAUAAUUAUUAUUACUUUAAGUAAUGAUUAGCUUUAACUGCAAUCUAUGGCCUUUAUCGUGCCUUAAGGGAACCGAACCAA